Drosophila busckii is the source of this 1301-nucleotide messenger RNA. RefSeq names its product malate dehydrogenase, mitochondrial (gene Mdh2). Lineage: Eukaryota; Metazoa; Arthropoda; Insecta; Diptera; Drosophilidae. Gene Ontology annotation, molecular function: L-malate dehydrogenase (NAD+) activity. The transcript is spliced from 4 exons. Gene Ontology annotation, biological process: carboxylic acid metabolic process; tricarboxylic acid cycle. The coding region runs from base 74 to 1084 and encodes 336 amino acids. Gene Ontology annotation, cellular component: mitochondrion; cytoplasm. The record is from RefSeq and is a predicted model, not a curated record.
GUUGGGAUUUUGCAAAGUACGCGGCUGCUAAUUGUUUUCUACUCAAAAUUUUUAAACAAUUAACUAAAUCAUAAUGUUGAAGCAAGUAACUAAACAAUUGGCGCUGCAAGGAGUGCGCAGCUUCUCGGUUAGCCAGCAGAAUAACUACAGGGUUACCGUAUGCGGUGCCUCUGGAGGAAUUGGCCAGCCGUUGUCGCUGUUGCUCAAGCAAAAUCCCCUGGUUACAGAUCUGGCUUUGUAUGACAUUGUCCACACGCCCGGCGUGGCCGCUGAUUUGUCCCACAUUGAUACCAAGAGCAAGACUACUGGUUACAUGGGAGCUGACCAGCUGGGCGAUGCUCUAAAAUGUUCCGAUGUGGUUGUCAUACCCGCUGGUGUUCCUCGUAAACCUGGCAUGACUCGUGAUGAUUUGUUCAAUGUAAAUGCUGGCAUUAUUAAGGACAUUGCCAACUCAAUUGCCAAGAACUGCCCCAAGGCAAUGAUUGCCAUCAUUACAAAUCCAGUCAACACCUGCGUGCCCAUUGCAGCUGAGAUUCUCAAGAAGGCUGGAGUGCAUGAUCCCAAGCGUCUGUUUGGCGUCUCCACUUUGGAUGUGGUGCGUGCACGUGCCUUUAUUGGCCACGCCCUCGGUGUUGACCCUCAAACCGUUCAGAUACCCGUGAUUGGCGGUCAUUCUGGUGUCACUAUUUUGCCAGUGCUGUCCCAGACUCAGCCUCAAUAUAAGGGAAACCAGGACGCCAUUGAGAAGCUGACCGUGCGCAUCCAAGAGGCCGGUACUGAGGUCGUCAAGGCAAAGGCUGGUGCUGGAUCUGCCACACUAUCGAUGGCAUAUGCAGGUGCACGCUUUGCUGGUUCUCUGCUCAAGGCUCUGAACGGCGACAAGAACGUAGUCGAGUGCUCUUACGUGCAGUCGACUGUUACUGAAGCUACAUACUUUGCCACCCCAUUGCUGUUGGGCAAGAACGGUAUUCAGGAGAACAUGGGUCUGCCUAAGCUGAACGACUAUGAGAAGAAGCUGCUGGAAGCCGCUAUUCCCGAGCUGAAGAAGAACAUCCAAAAGGGCAUUGACUUUGCCAAAGCCUAAGCUGGACCAGUUCAGAUCUAAACCAGUCAACCCGUUACUCAUAUUUACCAUUAGCAGUUCAUACAUUCUAUAUAUAUUGUUUUACUAGAAAAUUUUCGGCGCUAUUAUUUUACCUAUUCAAAUUUCCAUUCAUGUACCCCCAAAGCCAUAUACGCAGCCCAUUGAUACUUAAAAUUCAAAUAAAUAGCGACUUUAUAGUGGUUGUUAUAAAACAAUA